Messenger RNA from Amphibalanus amphitrite, 949 nucleotides. Its product is annotated as glutenin, low molecular weight subunit-like. The coding region runs from base 114 to 632 and encodes 172 amino acids. Lineage: Eukaryota; Metazoa; Arthropoda; Thecostraca; Balanomorpha; Balanidae. The record is from RefSeq and is a predicted model, not a curated record. The transcript has 2 exons.
CCGGCAAGGUCCCUCCAGCCGGGAUGGUAUAAAGACCGACGGUGGACUCUGGUCAGCAGUCAGCAAUCAGCAGCCUUAGCAGUCACAGACCGUCAGCAGAAUCAGCAGUCACCAUGAAAACCUCACUGGCACUGGUUCUCUCUUUGAUGGCGGUGACCGCCGUGUCAGCCGGCUCGGGACCGACACAAGACAGCCGCCAGGGCCGCCUGCUGCUGCUGCUCGGCAAGAAGAAGCUGCUGGCUGCCGCGCCGCUGCUCGCCAAGGGCGGCGCCGUCAAGGCGAUCGCCGCCAAGGGCGCCACCGUGGGCAAACUCAAGGGUCUGGGCGGCGUGGCCGGUGUGGCCGGUGUGGCUGGUGUGGCCGGUGUGGCCGGUGUCAGCGGCGCCGCUCAGCCCGGCUACGUGGUGGCCCAGCGCCCGCAGCCGGUGUACGUGCAGCAGCAGCAGCAGCCGGUGUACGUGCAGCAGCAGCAGCAGCCGGUGUACGUGCAGCAGCCGACCGUGGUGGCCGUGCAGCAGCAGCAGCCUGUGUACGUGAAGCAGCCGACCGUGGUGGCCGUGCAGCAGCAGCAGCCUGUGUACGUGCAGCAGAGCCACCCGACGUACGUGCAGCAGAGCCAAUAUGGCCGCUAGAUAAUCAGACUGAGGUCUGUGACCAGCUGCUGACAGCUGGGGCCAGCUGCUAACAGCUGGGGACAGCUGCUAACAGCUGGGGCCAGCUGCCUGGAGUGGCCGUUAUAGCUUUAGGCUCCUACUGCUGCAAAAAAAUUGACGUCGUCGAAACAUUUUUUUCUGAAGUCUUGGAUUGCUAUUUUCAGUGGUGUUAUGAUGUUCUUUGAGGAACCGUGACGUAUGCGUGUUGUCGCAUUCAUUAUUGUUGUUCAGUCGUUGUUUUACAAGUUAUAUCGAAAAUACAUUUUGUGUAUUACCAAUAUAAUUGCUUGUCUCCA